Darwinula stevensoni is the source of this 1794-nucleotide messenger RNA. Lineage: Eukaryota; Metazoa; Arthropoda; Ostracoda; Podocopida; Darwinulidae. The record is from the annotation of a GenBank genome assembly.
AUGAUCUACAGCGACAUCCAUGUUGCGAUUGACAUUGACAUUGACAAUGGGAUUCGAGCGGGAUCUCGCCUCGAGUUCAUGCAGCGAUUGCGAUGCGAGACCGAGUCGGUGGAUCGUGCAGAAGCGAAUGCAGCAAUUUACGAGACAUUCUACCUGCAAGGGUCAUUCCACCUGCAGGGAGCGUUCCACCUGCAGGUGGUCAUUCCACCUGCAGGGGGGUCAUUCCACCUGCAAGGGGUCAUUCCACCUCCAGGGGUCAUUCCACCUGCAGAGGUCAUUCCACCUGCAGAGGUCAUUCCACCUGCAGAGGUCAUUCCACCUGCAGAGGUCAUUCCACCUGCAGAGGUCAUUCCACCUGCAGAGUUAGCGAGUGCCUGCGACAACAGCGGCAAGCCUGCGAAUACAGCAGCAAGCCGGCGAAUAUAUCGGGAAGCCUGCGAAUACACCAGCAAGCCGGCGAAUAUAUCGGAAAUGCGCGCGAAUGUGCUCCGGGAGUUGAGCCUCAAGGUCCACACGAUCUUGGAGAACUUUUUCUACAAAUGCGGAUGCCACAUGUCGAAUCGUCCCUGGGCGUACAUUGGGCUGGCCUUCGCACUGGUGGCCGCAUGCGGGCCGGGGAUGCUCUUAUGGAAGGAGGAGAACGCGGAGAACGUGGAGGCCUGGUUCCAGCCCGAUUCCUAUUUGUAUCGGACGCAGGAGUGGAUGAGGGAGAACUUCGCGGAGGGAGUUCGGUACGAGAAUCUCAUCCUCACCGGACCGAAUGUCCUCACGCCGGAAUUCUUCAAAUACGAGUGGAUGAGGGAGAACUUCGCGGAGGGAGUUCGGUACGAGAAUCUCAUCCUCACCGGACCGAAUGUCCUCACGCCGGAAUUCUUCAAAUACAUGGCGAGGUUGGACAAGGAGAUUCGGUCGAUAACAAAAGGCGGAUAUUCCUGGGAGGAUGUUUGCGCCAGGCCGGACGAGUUCCUCGAGGGCAAGGGAGUGGUGAAAAAUCGACCGGAGAGAACUUCAGAUUUCUCCGACUUCCAGCACCGUUCCGACUACUACGACGACCUCGUUCCUGUCGCGACGACGGAAGGAAAUAAAACCCAAGAUGUGGAUCCAGAUCCUACCAGAAAAUCCUUCCCAUUCAAUCCCACGGAGACCACGCCCGCGUCUGACGCCAAAGAGGAAUACGAGAAAAAGACAAAUCCUAGGGAAUCAGACCAUGCAAGCGCAUCGAACGGGUCACAGACAUUCCAGCCCCUAAGCGAACGGAAGGAGGACGUUCACGACCGAACGGAGUCGGAGAAACCUCGAUCACUUCCUACGGGGACGAUCGGAUCGGUCAAGGAAGGAAGCGAUUACGAGGACUACGGGGAUUACGGCUGGAAAGCCAGCGCGGACGAAACCCCGCUGUUCGGGGCGGAGAAUGGCGAGGAAAACACUUUCCUCGACGAUCGGUGCGUCUACGUCAGCACUCUGCUCUUAUGGGUCCGUGACUACGACUUCGAAAACAUCACACAAGAGGAGAUAUUGGACAAAGUCACGAAGGCACUCGAUAAAGAUUCAACGGCUCCAAGAGACGUGGAAGUGAUCUUAGCCAAGGUAGAAAGGGAUCGGAACGGAAGAGUAAUUUCGGCCAGGGGAAUCAUGAGCGUCUACAUUCUCAAGGACCGGACCAACGUCACCUCCAGCAGUGGACAGCGGAUGGAUCCGAUCGCGGAACCGUGGGAGAAGGAAUUCAUCGACUUGGUGUUUCAUAACGACAUUCCCAAGCCUGAAGGACUCGGGACGUAUGCCAUGGCAGCGCGA